Knipowitschia caucasica is the source of this 297-nucleotide messenger RNA. NCBI's taxonomy places the organism in Eukaryota, Metazoa, Chordata, Actinopteri, Gobiiformes, Gobiidae. The record is from the annotation of a GenBank genome assembly.
AUGGAAUAUUCUGCACAAGUCACAGUUCGGGCUCUGAGGUCUGUGGCUCAGAUCUGUCUGUGGUUUUGGUCUUUCGGACGCACAGAAGUGAUCGAUAACACGCUGAACCCAGACUUUGUCCGGAAAUACAUCAUGGACUACUUCUUCGAGGAGAAACAGAACCUGCGCUUCGACCUAUACGACGUGGACUCCAAAAGCCCUGACCUCUCCAAACAUGACUUUCUGGGACAGAUGUUCUGCACUCUGGGGGAAAUCGUGGGAUCUCCGGCCAGCCGUCUGGAGAAACCUCUCGGGUAA